CAAGUUAAGGCAAGACUCGAGAAGGAGAGGGGCCGUUUUCAGGAGUUCUGGUCCAACUACAACUUUUCCCGACUGCAGCAAAAAGGUCAUCGUCGGUUGGUUGCGUUUCUCGGCAUAAAGGCAGCGUAUAUAUCACCACACUCUUUACAAGGGCAAGCAUGUCGAUGUUAGUUGAUCUUCUCUCCCAUUGCACUAUCAUCCCCUUCCGAUUGUUGACCCUGUCCCCGUGACCAACCUUUUUUAAGAAAGAAGAAGAAGAAGAAGAAUGGGAAAUUGCAGGAAGAAUGGAGGUGUUAGAAGGUACAAUAGAUCGAAGAUCCCUCGCCUUCAAUGGACUCCUGAUCUCCACCGUCGCUUUGUGGAUGCAAUCGAUCUGCUUGGUGGCCAUCACAAGGCAACACCGAAGGUUGUUCUCCAGACGAUGGGGGUCGAUGGGUUGGAGAUUUCCCAUGUAAAGAGCCAUCUUCAGAUGUAUAGAAGCGCCAUGAAUUGUAUGAAGAAAGGGAUGCAUAUCAAUAGGGCCUUUCGGCGUGAUGAUGAACAUGAAUCAGAGCUAUCAUCAGAAACGAAUAGCGGAAGAUCUCAUCACAGUGCUGGUUACAAGCAGAGUCUUUCGUCAGAGACCCGACCAUGGGGUGAGAAUAUGGAAGAGUUGGUGAGCAAACGGACACCAUGGAAGAGGUUGGAGAUGUGGGAAGGGAACUGCCUUUUUUUCCACCCUAAAGAAGACAAACACAUUGAUGAUUAUCAGUCUGCUGAGUAUGAGCAGCUUAUUCAGGCGGAUAGAUCAUACAACACCACAAACUUGAGAAAGCAUGAAGAGGGGAGACACAACGUAUGGGUUCCAUUGAGUGCUGUUUCGUGCUCGUAUGUGUGGAAUGAAGGUAGCACAAGGCAAGCUGAAGGGAUUAAUGAGGAGACUGAGCCGUUUGUUCGGAGCUUGAUACGGAAGAGGCCGGCUAUGUCUUCUUCAACAACUGAGCAAGCAGGUGGAGUCGUGCGUCAGUCUUCAGUUACUAAAUGCGGGGAAUGCAGCAGUAGCCAGCUUGAUGACAAGGGGAUCAACUUAGAGCUCAGCAUUUCCAUGCCUGGAUCCAAUUCAUGAUCAUAUUAACCAGGCUACCCAAAAGCGUCUAUUGACAAGUCGCUUCCUGUAUACUAUUUCAAGACCUCGGCAGAUGUAUCUAGCAUGCACAACGUCCUUGCAUAUUGCAUGUAGACAUCCAUAGAUGCUACAUAUUCUACUCUCUCUUUCUCUCUGUCUCUUUUGAAAACCCUAGGAGAGUUGUAUGCACCUUGUUGUCUCAUUGGCUUGUCCAAGAAAAUGAAGCUCACGGGGAUCGAACCACCGACAUCUGCGAGCUUAGUUUCUCUGACCCGGCCAUUUACGUCUGGAGAUGCUAUUUUCAUUCACCACUAUGUAAGUGGCUCUUUCUUCAAAAAAUCGGAGGAGAAUCAUAUUUGUAUCAAUUAGAAGAAGGGAGGAAUCCAUUUCACGGGUUCUACUUUUCA
Messenger RNA from Nymphaea colorata (pocket water lily), 1512 nucleotides. RefSeq names its product myb family transcription factor MOF1-like. Gene Ontology annotation, molecular function: DNA-binding transcription factor activity; DNA binding. NCBI's taxonomy places the organism in Eukaryota, Viridiplantae, Streptophyta, Magnoliopsida, Nymphaeales, Nymphaeaceae. The record is from RefSeq and is a predicted model, not a curated record. The transcript is spliced from 6 exons. Bases 266 to 1105 code for a protein of 279 amino acids.